Hypomesus transpacificus is the source of this 1022-nucleotide messenger RNA. It is a transcript of the gene emc6, whose product is annotated as ER membrane protein complex subunit 6. The transcript has a single exon. The coding region runs from base 43 to 375 and encodes 110 amino acids. Gene Ontology annotation, biological process: autophagosome assembly; protein folding in endoplasmic reticulum. The record is from RefSeq and is a predicted model, not a curated record. NCBI's taxonomy places the organism in Eukaryota, Metazoa, Chordata, Actinopteri, Osmeriformes, Osmeridae. Gene Ontology annotation, cellular component: endoplasmic reticulum; membrane; EMC complex.
GGAAGCAGUCUUUGACACGCUCACUGCGAGUAUCGUACAGAUAUGGCUUCUGUGAUGGCGAAACGGGAAGGACCACAAUUCAUAAGCGAGAUUGCUGUGAGGGGCAACGCCGCGGUUCUGGACUACUGUCGCACAUCUGUGUCAGCUCUGUCUGGGGCAACAGCAGGAAUUCUUGGCUUAACUGGGCUCUACGGCUUCGUCUUUUAUUUACUCGCAUCGUUUCUACUAUCCCUUCUACUCAUCCUCAAGGCCGGUCGUCGGUGGAACAAGUGCUUCAAAUCUCGGCGACUCCUCUUUACCGGGGGCCUUGUUGGGGGUCUUUUUACCUACAUCCUAUUUUGGACUUUCCUCUACGGAAUGGUGCAUGUAUACUAAAAUGUUAUGCUUAUAUUUGUGACUCAAUGUUUGUUAAUGAUCAUAGAUGUAUUGUCUAAUAUCUAACACCCCUGUUUGUCCGAUGACGGUUUUUUCAUGGUUUGAUUUUACACACUUAUCAAAUGAAACAUUAGCCUGCUUUUCCUCUUGCACUGAACUUAUAAACUGUGUGACCUUAACUUAUACAUUGUAAUUGUUUCUCAGCUCUGUCAAUUUAAUGGCCAUUGUACUUAACAUCUAGAAUGAAACUAACAAAAACAUCCAUAUAGAUUAUUCUAAGCAGCCACUGAGGUGAUAUUCUUGUUAACAAACCAGGUAGUAAAGCACUGCAACUGGGAUCAUUUUGACCAAAUUGUACUAAAUAAAAGACAACACAACUAUGUGCAUUUAUGUAUCUGCUGUGUACAUUUUUAUUAGGGAACACAAAUUCUACUGGAAAGGAUAAAGAAAAAGUCCCAGAGGUAUGAAAUAAUAGAAUGUGCUUCUCUAUUUUUAAUGCUGAAUUACAACAGGACUUUAUAAAGAUUUACUGUAUAUGUAAACAUCUCAGCCCGGCUUUUCUGGUCCAACAGACCUCAACAGCAUGUCAAGAUUCAUUCUACUUUCAACUGAACACAUGCAAUAAACAAAUCCCUUCUGAACAGAAA